AUGUGGAACAUUCCAAAUUGUGUUGGUGCAAUCGAUGGCAAGCAUGUUGCAAUCAAGUGUCCAGCCAAGUCAAGUUCGAUGUAUUACAACUACAAAAAAUUCUUUAGCAUCGUUCUGAUGGCCGUUUGUGAUGCCAAGUAUACUUUCACUGCAGUAAGCAUCGGGAGUUAUGGUAGUCAGAGUGACGGAGGCAUUUUUCAACUUUCAUCGUUUGGACAGAACUUGAUGCAAAAUACUUUGCCACUACCGCCUCCCGCGCGUAUAUCUAUGGAAUCGCCCCAACCAUUACCACAUUUUUUCGUUGGUGAUGCUGCAUUCCCAUUGAGAACAAACUUGAUGCGUCCAUAUCCCGGUUUUAACUUACCAAGAACCAAGCGGAUUUUUAAUUAUCGCCUUUCAAGAGCGCGUAGAGUAACAGACAACAGCUUUGGAAUAUUAACGGCGCGAUGGAGAAUUCUUCGCACCACGAUUGAAUGUGACCCUAAAAAUUGCGAAAAAAUAGUGCUGGCCUGCAUUGUUUUACACAAUUUUAUAAUUUUAAACGAUCACAAUCGUUGGUAUUGCCCUGAAAAUUAUGUUGAUCGACUAGAACCAGGCAACAUCGUUCAUCGUGGGGAAUGGCGACGAGAAAUUAAUAGUGAUUCGUCAUUACCACGUAUACGGACUACAAUUCGGAGAGCCUCAACAAAUGCAUUUAAUAUCCGCGAUAGGUUUGCUGAUUAUUUCAUAAAUGAAGGAGCUUUACCAUACCAAGAUGACAUAGACCUUUCCAUUGGCGGACCCUACAUAUAA
This is a messenger RNA of Anastrepha obliqua, 792 nucleotides long. RefSeq lists its product as uncharacterized. Bases 1 to 792 code for a protein of 263 amino acids. The transcript is spliced from 2 exons. The record is from RefSeq and is a predicted model, not a curated record. NCBI's taxonomy places the organism in Eukaryota, Metazoa, Arthropoda, Insecta, Diptera, Tephritidae.